AUGACGGGACAUGAAGACUGUGAUGAGUUGGAUGACUUGGGUCGUGGCUUCCUCCAGAGUCUACACCCAGUGAUUGAAACAUAUACUGUUGACAGCGAAUCCCAGUUUUUGAACAUAGUCAUUUCCAAGUCUCAAGCCGAUGAUACACCAAGCAACGUCCUGCUCUUCCACACAAGCGAGGAAAUCAUUCAUAAUAUUCUUGAUUUCAAAAAUUCCUUUUGGAAAUAUCUUUCGGCCGUUGACCUCAACGGCAAAUUGAUCUUGACGAAGAUGCCUACGAUCCCGCAUGGUACCCUUGGCGGUGAACUCGAUAAUAUCAUUUGCGAAGUCCUGCGACCGAUGGGUCUCAACCGAGCCCUGAAAACAUAUCCAGAAACUCGAGUCCAUGGUGAUGGGGAACGCCGUUAUAAGUUUCCGGAUUUUGGCUGGGGACCGAAACACCGCCCCCGGGACCAACCCGAUGAACCAUCGGUAGUACUCGAAACCGCCUACACGGAAAAUGACAUAAAACUCCAACCUGAUAUUCGAUUUUGGUUGACCCCUGAUAAUGGCAAUGCGAAUGUUUGUCUCACUGCCAAAAUAGACAAGGAAAAUUCGGAAAUUCGAUUAGAGCAAUGGCACCGUUUUCACGGAAGGAUUCGUCGGAAACAGGUGAUUUCAAUCACCAUAGACAGCAACAACGAGUUAGCUGUCAGUGGAGAUAAUCCACUAAACAUCUCAUUCAGUGAUCUUUUCCGACGUGAGCCAAGUCGACCCGGAGAAACGAGCGUUUCAAUUCCAGACAAUGAGUUGACAGAACUCGCCAGGACUGUUUGGGACAAUUAUGACAUUUAG
Molecule: messenger RNA, 834 nt
Organism: Penicillium olsonii
Lineage: Eukaryota; Fungi; Ascomycota; Eurotiomycetes; Eurotiales; Aspergillaceae
Source: the annotation of a GenBank genome assembly